AUGGCAUCGGCAUACAUAAGGAAUCGAUGCUUUAACGAUAGGCUGGGUAAGACCCCUUAUGAAGCUCUAACUGGUUUAAAGCCCAAUUUAAGUAACAUGCGUGUUUUUGGUGUGGUAUGCUAUGCUUAUGUACAAAAUGCUAAGAAGCUGGAACCCAGGAGUAAGGAAGGAAUUUUUGUGGGAUAUGACAAAAAGAGCCCGGCUUACUUAGUAUAUUAUCCUGAAAGCAGGAGGGUUGAGCGGGUUAGGUGUGUCAAGUUCUUUGAUUCUUUAAGCCAUGAGAACGAGGUCCUUUCAACCAAUGAAGAGGUUGAAACUGUGCCUAGUGUAUUGCCUAAUGUAGGGCAAAACUCCAAUGUGAAUGAAGCAGAGAACGCGGCCUUGGCAGAGGUACAAGAGGGUACAACAAGGUACCCUACUAGAGCUCGAAACAAACCCUCUUAUCUAAGUGAAUAUGUUGUUGGAAGUGUUGUUGACAAUAGUAUAAACCAUGCUGUAGAUUAUUGUUUUAGAAUGACUGAUGUUCCAAUCUCCUAUUCAGAAGCGGUGAGCUCCCCAGAGGCGGCAAAUUGGAAAAGGGCUAUGGAUGAGGAGGUGGACUCAUUAGUAGGUAAUGAAACUUUUACACUUGUCCCACCCCCACAGGACCGUGAGAUAGUGGGGGGGGGAAAUGGGUCUACACAGUUAAGACCGGCCCCAACAAUGAGGAAACCUAUAAGGCUAGGUAUGUAG
Molecule: messenger RNA, 732 nt
Organism: Paramuricea clavata
Lineage: Eukaryota; Metazoa; Cnidaria; Anthozoa; Malacalcyonacea; Plexauridae
Source: the annotation of a GenBank genome assembly